This is a messenger RNA of Amoebophrya sp. A25, 494 nucleotides long. The record is from the annotation of a GenBank genome assembly. Lineage: Eukaryota; Dinophyceae; Syndiniales; Amoebophryaceae.
AUGGCGCUUUUCACCACCGCGCGUGACAAUAAGAGCGAGCCGUUGGCCCUUGUCCAAGCGGGCGAGAAAUCUGCGCGACCGUUCUGGAAUCGAAAUACACGACAAAUCACACACACGGCGUCGCCUGAAAAGAACUCUAGCUUGAAAAGCAAAGUGCGUUCUGCGAAGAGAAACUCCAUUCUCGCACACGCAUCGUUUUAUGCAGACCCACCCGGGACCGCCGCUUGGCGGGAAAAUUUGCUAGAACGCUUGAAUCGACGGAGCAUUAGGUCACGAGCAGUCUCAAAAGACGAUGCUCCGGAGGAGGAAAGACCAAGAGGGCGCGCACCUAUUCCCGAAAAGAUGCCACCACGAAGGAGUCGUUCGUUUUCUCGGACACGGCAAGACUUGGAACGGCUGGCGGAUGGCACGGCUUCCGAUGCGGGCUCUUCAGCAACUGCCGAACCGAGCUCAUGUUCCGCGGCUCACAUGUCGCACUUCUUUUGCUCAGCGAU